Molecule: messenger RNA, 681 nt
Organism: Rhineura floridana
Lineage: Eukaryota; Metazoa; Chordata; Lepidosauria; Squamata; Rhineuridae
Product: NADH-ubiquinone oxidoreductase chain 4-like
Biological process (GO): electron transport coupled proton transport; ATP synthesis coupled electron transport; aerobic respiration
Molecular function (GO): ubiquinone binding; NADH dehydrogenase (ubiquinone) activity
Source: RefSeq, a predicted model, not a curated record
AGAUUAUUUGGUUGGGGUGUGGUGCAAUUGACUCCAAUCCUUAGCCAAACCCUCACAAAGCCCGUUUACCCAAUCAUGGCCUUAGCCCUAUGGGGAACAAUCAUCGCCAGUGUCAUCUGCCUAUGACAAACAGACCUUAAAGCACUAAUCGCUUAUUCAUCCAUAGGCCACAUGGGCCUAGUCAUUGCUGCGACUCUUACCUUGUCUCCUUGGGGCCUAUCAGGGGCUAUCAUUUUAAUAAUUGCACACGGCCUGACCUCCUCACUACUAUUCAGCUUAGCAAACACAAACUACGAGUGCACACACACCCGAACAUUGCUACUAACCCACGGCCUUCAAGCCACACUCCCACUAAUAGCCCUCUGAUGGCUGCUUGCAAACCUAGUCAAUAUAGCACUACCACCAACCCUCAAUUUUAAAGGGGAAAUUCUAAUUAUCUCAACCAUAUUUUCUUGGUCCCCUUACACCAUCAUACUAACAGCAGUCGCUUCCCUACUAACAUCAAUCUAUUCCCUCUAUGUAUUAGCCACCCAACGUGGCCAACAAAUACCCCACCUUAGCAUUACCGAAGCCGCCUACACCCGAGAACACCUUCUACUAACACUUCACCUACUUCCGCUUGCCACAUUGGCCAUUAAACCCGAACUAAUCCUCGGCCUAUUCUACUGUAAGUAUAGUUAA